GACGACUGCGCCACAAUUUUAGGAGCAAUGCAAUGACGCCGCACGCUUAUUGAUUACCGCCUUGUAUGUUUCAUUCAUUAAUACUAUCUCACUCACUCACUCACUCACUCUCGCUCUCUCUUCCUUUCCUAUUUUCUUUCAUCAACGUUGGAUAUAAAAUCCCUCCUAAAUCAUCUUUCUUUUCCUAUCAAAACCCUUUUCAAUACCACAACACCCAAUAUUGAAAACGCAAACGAUCGAGAAGCUAUAUCAGCUAAAGUCGGCAUUAUGGGAAUGCUUUCAAGAGAAAUGCUCCCAACUAUGGGGCUGGCGAAAAGAGGUCUUGAUGCUUUCCGGGGCACAGAGACACCAACUGAAGAAUUCCAAAUGCCAGUCUGGGGCGUUAUGAUGAUCGCAAGUACUGUUGUGGUUUUCAUGAUCAUGGAUUUUAUGGUUGAAUAUACCUUCACCAGACUCAUUCCUACCCUUCUUAUGGUCGAAUCUCCUCAGGCAAUCUUAUUCGAACCUCUCACAUCUGAAGAUCCCGAUGCGAAGCUCGACCACAAAGGAGAUGCUGAACCGGAACUCUUACUUGUAAAGCAGAAACCCAUUACCUCGAGCUUCAAAUCAACAAUCAAGCACCUUCGCGCCCGCGCCGGAAAGCAAAGUCAUCUACGUGGUGUUGGAAUGCACUUCGUCAAAACCUUUGUCUUGGCUCUACAAAUGAACUUCUUCUCUAUUUUCCUCCCCAGCAUCUUCGCUUAUCCUCUCGCGAAUAUCCUUUGCGCACCUUUCAGUUUGGCAUGGACACACAUUGUUAUCUCAGACCCAAGCCCACUUCCAUGGUUCAAGAGAAUGCCAGAUGUUGCAACUAUUAAGAAAGUUAUCCCGGCAACAGUUGUCUUUGCCCUCGCCAAGCAAGCCGCCAUCUUCCUUCCAGGCUACCUUGCUUUCUCAAUCGGUCUCUUUGAAUCCUUGGAGAAUGAACCUUCAAAGAUGACCCCACAACAAGUCUCAGCUAUGGGUAUCCAAACAGCUUCCGUCAUCAUUCUAGCCGGUGCCCUUGCUUUCCUUGUUCUCAUCCCAGCAAGUGUCAGCCUUGUUCGUGUUCAAGCUUCUCUCCUUUCCGAAGAUCAUGAAUCUAUCGUACCAUUCGAUCGUACUUUUGGUGGACGUGUUUCUGAAGAUGGUGUCUUGAGCACUCUUGAUGCAUGGAAAAGUUUUGACUGCAGCUCGCGUGUUAGACUUCUGAAGGCGUAUGUAAAGGCUGCUGCUGUGGAAAUUGCCGUCGCAACUUUCUUCACCGUCAUUCUAUGCGCAGAAGUUUUCAUGGUCCUUGGUGCCGAUCACAAGAAGGUUAUCAUUGGAACAGGCAGCAAUGGAGCACCUAUUCAAUUCGAGAUGUAAGAGAUAGAUACUCUUCACAUGAACAGCUUUAACCGAUCUCAAUCCUGUAUUAUCUGGUGGGAAGUGAUACUCUCAAUGAGAUGUUGAUCCCAAAUUUUCAUUAUUCAUGGGGAGUAACGGAAAGAGGUUGGAUAAGGGGUAAACUUUCGUGCUACAGUUGCUUCCCCAUACACUACAUUACUUCACACAUAUUUAUGACUUGUUAGCGAAUGAAAUUGAUACUCACUUGUGCUACUAUAAUGAAUGUUCUUGAUUCCA
Molecule: messenger RNA, 1644 nt
Organism: Botrytis cinerea B05.10
Lineage: Eukaryota; Fungi; Ascomycota; Leotiomycetes; Helotiales; Sclerotiniaceae
Exons: 2
Coding region: 268-1386 (372 amino acids)
Source: RefSeq, a predicted model, not a curated record